AUGGCCCGUACAAAGCAGACUGCUCGUAAAUCCACCGGAGGUAAGGCUCCACGAAAACAGCUCGCGACCAAGGCGGCUAGGAAGAGCGCGCCCUCUACUGGAGGAGUGAAGAAGCCCCAUCGCUACAGGCCAGGCACCGUGGCUCUGAGGGAGAUCCGUCGUUACCAGAAGUCUACAGAGUUGCUCAUUCGCAAGCUGCCCUUCCAGCGCCUGGUGAGAGAGAUCGCCCAGGACUUCAAGACCGAUCUCCGCUUCCAAAGUGCGGCUAUUGGUGCUCUACAGGAGGCCAGCGAAGCUUACCUGGUGGGUUUGUUUGAGGACACCAACCUGUGCGCCAUCCACGCCAAACGUGUCACCAUCAUGCCCAAAGACAUCCAGCUGGCCCGCAGGAUAAGGGGAGAACGGGCCUAA
Nerophis lumbriciformis (worm pipefish) is the source of this 411-nucleotide messenger RNA. The record is from RefSeq and is a predicted model, not a curated record. NCBI's taxonomy places the organism in Eukaryota, Metazoa, Chordata, Actinopteri, Syngnathiformes, Syngnathidae.